Hippocampus comes (tiger tail seahorse) is the source of this 946-nucleotide messenger RNA. It is a transcript of the gene gp9, whose product is annotated as glycoprotein IX platelet. The transcript has 2 exons. Lineage: Eukaryota; Metazoa; Chordata; Actinopteri; Syngnathiformes; Syngnathidae. Bases 115 to 846 code for a protein of 243 amino acids. The record is from RefSeq and is a predicted model, not a curated record.
GAAGUUUGAAACUUCUCAAUACAUCACUGGACCAGAACAAUAAACAUAUCAGAAGAAUUCGAGGAUGACUACAGAGAUCAUGAACAACUUCACUGGUGGUUUGACCCUGAAAGGAUGCUCUCUGGUCCAGUACUAGCGCACCUCCUGCUCUGGGCCACGCUGUACGCCGCUCCCUCUCUCGGUCAGGCCUGCCUGUGCACAGCCCUCCAGCCUGCGGGUUUGCGAGUCAACUGCACCUCUUCUGACCUCCGGGCGCUGCCUCCUCUGCCAUUAGACACCACAGAGCUCCUUGUGCCGGACAGUGGCCUCACCACCAUCCCCUCAGGCCUGUUUGAUAAAGCGCAGAGACUUCAACGUGUCUCUCUCGCGGGCAAUCCUUACCACUGUGACUGCGGCAUUGAGUACGUAAGGAACUGGCUUUUGAGGAACAGGGCCGCAGUCUCUCGGGAGCCAACGUGCUUCAGUCCCAGCUCAGUGGCUCAGAAAGCUAUCACAGAACUCACUGAUGACUACUUUAUCCACUGUGCCCCGAGAGGCUGCGGUAGUAUCACCUCUGCUGUUGUGAUGGGAGUAAUGCUCUGCGGCCUCAUCGUUCUGCUCCUGUGGAGCCUGAAACUCGCCAAAAACUGCAGCUUCACCCUCAGCAUUGAGGAAAAGCACUCGCAACUCAAGGCUGACUCUUUGCAUGCGCUGAGAGUGAGACACAGGAGGAGGCAGUCACCUGACAAUGAGCAUUGUCAGCUACUCACGGAGGAUCUGGAAAGGCACCCUGUCAACAUGGAGUUACUGCCGCAAGUGCUUGAUGUGUUGCAAAAGAAACACAAUAUUAAGAUUAAGGCUAUCUGAGGCACCUGUUUGAACACAAUUCAUGCAAACACUACAAAAGGCCGAGUCUUCGAAAUAGAAGACUCUCUUCUAUAACAAUAAAGUUGGAUUGUAAAUUUAA